ACGUUACGUGCGCGUUGCUCAGAUUUGCUUCUCUCCUCCCCUAGCAAACCCUCAUGUAAACUAGAAUUGGAAAAAUGGUGGCCAGCGUCAGAGUGCAGAAGCUCCUCCGACGAUACAAACUAGCGAUUGCCGCCGCGUUAACGAUUCUUCUGAUUCAAGGGCUAGUAGUAUGGAGUCUGAGAAGUCUCGAAGAGGGCGAGGCGGAGAGGAAAACGCGGCGGUCCAAGCUACCUGACCACAACAGCCAGGACCCCAAAAGGGAGGCAGUGGCCUGGGAGAGACAGAACGCAUUGUCUGGGAGGAGCGGGGCCCGAUGGAACAGCAGGCUGGAGAGGACGGGGGCCACGGCUGCCAGCGCCCUUCAGAGGGGCACCAAGCGCCGGGGGAAGCACACCAUCAGGGUGAAGAUGCCCCUGGGCCAGGGUGUAGCUGUUGAUGGCGUUCCCCCCCAUGACCCCUCCAGCAGCCGUAACUUCACUGAUACCCGGGGUGGAGGGGAGGGGGCGGCCAGACUACCCCCUCCAGCCAUGCCAGGGGAACCAGGCAGUGUGGAGGGGGCGCCCCAAGCCCCCAGCAGCGACUUUGUGCCCAAGUGUGACAUCAUGGGCAAGGACGCCCUGUCGGCCCUGCACCGCGCAGGCUCGCGGCAGUGCCGGCAGGAGAUCGCCAACAUUGUGUGCCAGCAUCAGGCCGAGCAGCUCAUGCCAAGGGCACUGCCUCAGUUCUGCCCGCUGCACGGUUUUUCCAGCCCGGUCCAGACAGCUGAUGAGCUGGACAAUGACCUGUCCAAGGUGGAGAACCCGGUCAGGGUGGCCUUCGUCCUGGUGGUCCACGGCCGGGCCAUCAGGCAGCUCAAACGCCUCAUCAAAGCCAUAUACCACCGAGACCACUUCUACUACAUCCACGUGGACAAGCGUUCCGACUACCUGCAUCGGGAGGUGCAGCAGAUCGCCCAGCAGUACCCCAAUGUGCGUGCCACGCCCUGGCGCAUGGUGACCAUCUGGGGCGGUGCCAGCCUGCUGAAGGCCUACCUGCGCAGCAUGCAGGACCUGCUCUCCAUGCUGGACUGGAAUUGGGACUUCUUCAUCAACCUCAGUGCCACUGACUUCCCCACCAGGACCAACGAUGAACUGGUGGCUUUUCUGUCACAGCACAGAGACCAGAACUUCCUCAAGUCACAUGGGCGGGAGAACGCGAGGUUCAUAAAGAAGCAGGGUCUGGACCGGCUGUUCCAUGAGUGUGACAACCACAUGUGGAGGCUGGGUGAGCGGACCAUCCCAGAGGGCCUGGAGGUGUCUGGGGGCUCUGACUGGUUCUCCCUCACCAGGCGCUUCGUAGAGUAUGUCAUCAACUCCCAGGAUGAGCUGGUGGCGGGCCUGAAACAGUUCUACACCUACGCCCUGCUCCCCGCUGAGUCCUUCUUCCACACAGUGCUGGGGAACAGUCACAUGUGUGACUCUCUGGUGGACAACAACCUGCGUGUUACCAACUGGAACAGGAAGCUGGGCUGUAAGUGCCAGUACAAACACAUAGUGGACUGGUGCGGCUGCUCUCCCAACGACUUCAAACCACAGGACCUCGUCAGGAUACAGCAACUGACCCGGCCCACGUUCUUUGCCCGAAAGUUUGAGUCAACGGUGAACCAAGAGGCCAUAGACAUCCUGGACACCCACCUGUAUGGACACUACGCCCCAGGGACAGUGGCCAUCAAGGCCUACUGGGAGAGCCUGUUUGAGCUGGCGGACGGGGUGGGCUCCCUCAGUGACGUGGCCCUCACGGCCUACUCUUCCUUCUUCCGCCUGGGCCUCAGGAGCCUGGAGAGCAGCCAGACCAGCCUGGAGACCUGCAGGUAUGAGCCAAUAGGCUACCCGGUGUCGGUGCACCUCUAUUUCUACGACGAGCGUUUCCAGGGCUACUUGGUCCGUCAGGAGGUGCAGAAGGUGGGGUCUAGGGUCAGGGAAACGGUGGAGGUGUGGGCCGUGCCUCAGGCCACCAUGCAGCUAGAGAACAACCUCAGGGAGUUUGAGAGGCUCAAGAACCUGGAGGUGGGCACAGAGUGGGACCCCAAGGAGAGAAUCUUCCGGAACUUCGGCUGUGUGAUCGGGCCGCUGGACGAGCCGGUGGCGGUACAGAAGUGGGUUCGGGGGCCCAACCUCACUGCCACCAUUGUGUGGAUCGACCCCGCCCAGACGGUGGCGGCGUCUUAUGACAUCAGUGUGGAUGUGGACGCAGAGUACACGCAGUACAAGCCCCCGCUGCAGCGCCCGCUCCGCCCCGGGGCCUGGACAGUCAGGGUGCUGAGGCUGUGGGAGCGCGUGGCCGAGGCUCGCUUCCUCGUCAUGCCCCUGGCCUUCAAAGGACAAGAACUUCUACGCCAAGAGGAGGACAGCUGGCUGCACGCGGGGCCACCAGGCAACCUGUACCUGGAGCAGGGCUUCCAGCAGCUGAGAUCUGUUCUGAAGCUGCCCCCACAGGAGCCCGCCCUGCAAGAGGCCCAGCAGAGGGCCCAGCUGGUGGGCAAACCCCUGGAAGCCUGGGUGGACCGCACCGUGGGGGCCUUCUGGGUGACCGGGGACCUGUGCUCCACCCUGCCUUCCCCGGGCCCCUGCCCUUCCCUGGGCCCCUGUACCAAGUCCACCUGGAGCUCCCUCGCCCCAGACCCUAAGUCAGAACUUGGCCCUGUCAAAGGUGAUGGCCGGAUCAGGUAGCCCCCCGGACAGGAGG
Messenger RNA from Oncorhynchus keta (chum salmon), 2724 nucleotides. RefSeq names its product xylosyltransferase 2-like. Bases 75 to 2708 code for a protein of 877 amino acids. Gene Ontology annotation, molecular function: protein xylosyltransferase activity. The transcript has 11 exons. The record is from RefSeq and is a predicted model, not a curated record. Lineage: Eukaryota; Metazoa; Chordata; Actinopteri; Salmoniformes; Salmonidae. Gene Ontology annotation, cellular component: membrane. Gene Ontology annotation, biological process: chondroitin sulfate proteoglycan biosynthetic process; heparan sulfate proteoglycan biosynthetic process.